CGAUCCUCGCACGGCGGAGGGCGGGCGGGGCUCGGCGCGGCUCCGGGCCGCCUCCCGCUCGCCGCUCUCUUUCCUGCUGCCGCUGCCAGGAAGUUGGAGACGGGGUAGUCACUCUCCGCGCUGCUCCGGCCGGCGCUGGGUAGGGCUGGGGCGGCUUCCUCUGGACGUGGGAGACCCUGCCACGGGGAUGUAGCGGGCCGCGGAGCCAUGCGCGGCCCGGCGCUGCCCCGCAGCUCGCUGGGGACGGUUGUUCUAAUAUUUGUCUGUGUGUUGACAAAAGAAUCUGUAGAAAUUACUCCAGUGCCAUAUAGACUGCGAGUCCAUCGGGCAGCUUUGGAUGGAAGAGGCCCCUCUAACUCUUUGAGGAAAGAAAAAAAACAGAUGCAUUGUCACCUGGGACAAUACCUACACCCCAGGAAGACCCACUGCUGCAUGAGGUGUCAUGCAGGUACCUACAAGAAAAAAGAUUGUGAUGGGCCUGACCAGGCAACUGUCUGUCUUCCGUGUGCCAAUGGCACAUUCACAGCUGUUGAUAACACCAUGUCCAAAUGCUUCCAGUGCACACGCUGCCGUACAGAACUCCAGCAGAUAGUAGAGACCCCCUGCAGCCCACAGCAAGAUACUGUAUGUGGCUGUCAGAAGAAUCAGUAUCAGAUUGAUUCCGAGUCUGAAUUCUUCCAGUGUAGGAACUGCAGCUCAUGUGCCAAUGGGAUUAUUGCCAGCUGUUCAAAGAACAAAGAUACAAUUUGCAGGUGUAAGCCUCAGUUCUUCCUGUCACGUAGUAACAUUUGCAAGCCUUGCAACAGCUGCACUGGAGAGGACUGCUUGUGGUGUCCUAGCCCAGUUGUUACCUCACCGACUUCAUCUGGGCUGAAUGGAAACGUUGUACUUGGCACCCUUGUUGCAAUAUUUGGAGUUAUCUCCAUCCUCUUCAUUGCAUAUAAAGUAGGGAAGCUGGUCCAGAAGAAUAGGAUAGAGUCGUGUUUCUACUCCUGUGUUUCUUUGCCACAGACAACCGAGGAGCCUGUAUCAGAGGUUGAGGAAAAAAGAAAUGAAAUUUUCAGCCUUCUUCCUGAGUCCAAGAAGGAAACAGAAUUGCCAGUAAACACAGCCCUACCAUCUGCACCUCUGCCACAGAGUUCACAUGAGUUACCAGACUGUGUCAGAGCUGCCAGGAAGACACAGGUUCCAGACAACCCUGCUAUUCUGUACACUGUGGUGGAUCACGUGCCGCCGUCUCGCUGGAAGGAGUUUGUGCGGCGCCUGGGCCUGAGUGACUGGGACCUGGAGCGGAUUGAGCUGGAGCACCGGCGCUUGCGAGACGCCCAAUAUGAAAUGCUCAGACUCUGGAAGCUGCAGAUGGGCCGUGCUGCCACUGUGGAGCACAUCACCUGUGUUCUCAACCAGAUGGAGCUCAGUGGCUGCAGUGAGGCUGUUCAAGAAGCUUUGCUAAGCCAGAACUCUUCUCAGUCUUGCAGCCUCCACAGCCAUCUUUAAUCUAUUUCUGCUUUAGCUGCCUUUGACUAUUAAGAAGGGAUCGUAGCUCUCUUUCUUUCCCUGUAUCUCCCCAUCUUUGUAACACUCGUCAGCUGGUUUUGGUGGAGACAGCAGCAGAUUAUGCUGGAGGAAGGCUGAGGUUUGCUUCUUAACCACCAUGUAGUUCAACACCUUUAAGCCACGGCAGACCUCUGCAACACCUCCUUUCCCAAGGAGGGAAAGCACCUCAUAAAGGAAGUGGUGUGUGAACUCUGACCAAGAUGCAAAUAGGAGCUCUGAGUGACUUGAUCACAGAUCAGCUUCUAUGGACAAGUUGUUGCUGAAACAGGUGCUCCACACAUCGUGUGGUGGGUAAACUUAUAGGGUGCUUUAGUUUAGAUUAAGCUGACUGCUCAGAUGUUAAAGUACUCACUCACUUCUUGCAGAUCUAUUUUUCUGCGAGAUCAACCAGUUGAAGUGGCUCAUAUUGCAGCCUUUUGAUUGCUAAAUCUGACUCUGGGGAAGUGGUGGGAGGAUGUGCCUAUUUCUGGGAGCAGGAGAGGAUUGCCCCCUCUCGGUGUCAACUAGUACCAGCUAGUAGGUAUCUCCAUAGCAAGACUCCUGGAGAUUCAGUAACUGGUUCUCUCUCUCCAAGAAACAGGAUGUUAUCCUUUCCACACCAUGUCCCUCAGUUCCCACAGGAGUAAGGAUUCCAAGUCAGUGAGUCAGAUGAGAGGAUUGGUGCUUUUUUUCUCAAGUUUUUUUUUCUGUAUCUAGAAACCAUGUAAGUUAGCAUUAACAAAACACCUGCCUGUGUGUUUGUCCAAGUGCUGCAGGGUGGCAAGGAGUGUGUGCAUCUGCCUGAGUGAGGUGGUACCUGUGCAUGAGCAUGUCCUCUGCAAAUCUGUGUUUGCACACAGGUUGGUAGGCUUGUGUCUACCUGCUUAUCUACAUAUGGAUGAUCUGAUUAAUCUAACUGCAGAUGGGACUGUGUACGUGUCUCUGUAGAUACUUUAGCAGCUGUUGAAUAACUUUACACUACUUCCUGGACUGCAUUCUGUGAUUGCUGCUUGCCUGUGGGAGCCAUUGGGUAACAUCUCCAGGCUCUCCCCAUCACUUUCUCACUGGAGUUACCCUGGGUGGGCCAUAAGUAGCAAAAAUCAAUUAGCCUGCACCAGGUGCAGGCUGUCCACGUGUUUGUAACAUGGAUUUUUUCACUCUCUAAUCCCUUGACCAGACAGAAACUUUCUAUUGUAAAUACACUAAAUGGUCUGAAUUAAAGUGGAUAUUUUUA
Molecule: messenger RNA, 2770 nt
Organism: Poecile atricapillus (Black-capped chickadee)
Lineage: Eukaryota; Metazoa; Chordata; Aves; Passeriformes; Paridae
Gene: TNFRSF1A
Product: TNF receptor superfamily member 1A
Exons: 10
Coding region: 208-1497 (429 amino acids)
Biological process (GO): signal transduction; inflammatory response
Cellular component (GO): mitochondrion; membrane raft; signaling receptor complex
Molecular function (GO): tumor necrosis factor binding; tumor necrosis factor receptor activity
Source: RefSeq, a predicted model, not a curated record